AGCGGCAACAGCAGCCAGAGCCCAAGGAAAGAGACAGAGGAAGACAAGGAAGAGCACAGGACUUUGCUUGUCUCAUUUCUCUUCUCCCUUGCAGAGAAAGCUGUGCUGGGGGCAGGAGGCUGCAGCCCAUGCUGUGACUGCAAACUCUCCAGGCUCGUGUGGGCACCUGCCCCUGUGCACCUUGCCAGGAUGAUGGGCUGCAAGUCCAACUCGCUCACUUGCUUGCAAGGAGGGAAGCCGGGUCUGCCUAUAGUGGCUGCCACCACCGACUCCACGGCCACACUCAACAAGCUGGCGCUGGCCACGGGAGGCACGGAAAAAUCCUGGUACCGCUGCGUCUUCCCCUUUGGCAUCGUCUCCCUGGUGAUUGGCAUUGCUGCCACGUGCAUCACCUUCACCAUCAAUGGGCGGCAGAUGGACAUUGCCAAGGUGGUCUCGGUGGCCACCCUGAUCUUUGGGGUGGGCCUGCUGGUGGGCGCCUUGGUCUGCUGGCGGGCCAAGAGACAGCGACAGCGCAAGAAACAGCAAGAGGAGCCUUCUUCCUUGGAACAGGGGGCUUUGUGAUACAGGCACCAAACCCAAACCCCGGCAGGUAGACGCAUGGCUGGCAAGAACCCCACCUUUUUCUUGUACUCCAUGGCAGAAUGAGGGGAGCCAGGAAGGGGGCUUUGGCAGCACCCUCCAAUGUUUUGGGAAGAGAGAAAAAGGACAGUGGAACCUAGCAGUGUGGGGGCAACUUUUGUCCUGUUUUUACUGAAUGUGUUGAGCGAUGUUUUGAACAGUGAGGGGAAUCGGCCCGCUCCAGGAAGGAUGGUGAAAAGCAGGAGGCAAGUGGCAGGGCUGGCUGGCUGUGCGUCAGGCUGUUCCCCUACAAAAGUCGCGCUGACCUUGGGUUUGCAAGCUGCUUUGCCACAAAGAACUUCUUGUUUACAAAGAGCCCCGGGAAAAACUCCUUUCAAAAAAAACACCAGCAGAAUGAGAGCAGGGAAGGCGUUUCCUUCCACAAGGAUGCUUUCUGCUUGUCUCCCAACACAGCUAUGCAUAUUGUUGACUGAUCACAGAAAGAGAUACCAUUUUUUAUUUUAUUUUUAGUGAUGAGGAUCAUGAAGCAGCAUUGCCUAGUGAAACAUGAGUGAAGCCAAAAGUUCACAAGUUUCUGCAGGACAAAAAACAGUGCGAUUCUGCCUUUUAUUUUGCAGGCUGAGAAGGAUGGUGGAGCCUGGGGUUCCAGUUGGUGGAAAGCCCAGGUCAAAGGUUUCUGUCAGGAUGCUUUUGGAAUAAACAAAUAUCAUCACUUCUUGCAAGUAAAAGUGAAGAAAUACCGUUUGAUGGAGAAGGUGCACAGUGGUAGCAAAAGAGCCCAAGACAAGUUCCAAGCUCUCACGAGACAUGGGACAGUUGAAACUGCAGCUAAAGCUUGCAAAGUGGUACAGCUUUCCUGUGGGGUUGGCAGAGCAACUGUUCAUUGGGAAGUACAGCCCAGAUUGUGAAAGAAGAGGCUGGCCUAAUCUGCCCUUCAGCGCAAAGUGCUGCAAACUAAGGAAGUUUCUAGUGCUGGUGGAGGUAUUAGAGCUUUGCCCACCUGACUAUAAAUUCAGCCAUGUGCCACCAACCCAUGCAGUCUGCAUUGUGCCUCUGGUUGGUUGCACAUUGGCAAUAUACUGACGCAGGAGUGCGCUGUGAGGUUGUCCACCACAGGCGGUUGUUCCACUAGUUUUCCAAAGCAAUGUAUCGGGCAUUCUUGAUAGAAUUAAUGUAACCUGUAGCUUGGCAGUUGCUGCAUCAGAGUUGUGGUUUCAGAGGAUGCAAAGGGCAGCUUGUCGUCACUGACAAGGCCCCAGUUAGGACAGAAUAGCAGCUGAGCUUGUAAGAGGCAUGAGAGAGAGAGAGAGAGAGUGAGUUAAUAAAUAUAUCAUGCAUUACAGAUGCCUACAUUAAAGGGUGGGGGGACAAAUCUCAAUGUCCUGGUUCGAUCUUUCAGUGUUUCUCCUUGGGAAGUACCGUAAUAGGAUCAGAACAAGGAAUGUGUGUAUUCCUGAUUUCCCUAAGCUUUCCCCCUUAACCUGUCUUCUUUGGCCUGUUUUUUCCCCUCCCAGCAGAGUGGCAUGCAAACCACAGCUGUGUACUACAGUAGCAAUUCAAAGGAGGUCUCCUUUCUCCUUCUUGCUGUUCAUUCUCAGCUGAGCUGAUAGCUAUGGCUGGAAGGGGGGGGGCGUGAAGUAGGGAACAGCUGCUCUUUUGGCUCCUCAGCACCUGGAGCUCAUCCACAUCCACACAUGCAGCUGGAAAGAAGUGAAACCAGACUCUCUGCAAGCCUAGGAGCCGGAAAAAGGCAGCGGCCAGGAUUGGUGUGGGGGUGGAUGAGGCUGGGAACGAAGGGUGUGCACACAUACAUCACGUUUCCUGGCUAACUCCUUCACAGUAUGUUGUUGGCUUAACCUUCCUCCCCCCGGGGUGUGUGUGCGCUGCUGUUAUGCCUGGCCCAAGUGUAACGUAUGUGGAAGUGCAAACUUGACUGAGCAGGAAGGGAGACAGACAAGAGGCAGCAGCGCUUUGGGGCCAUAUCCAACUCCUUGUUGGAGUUCUAAAACAGGGAUGGUCCACAUCUAUUCACUUUGUGGGGGGGACUGCCCAAUGCUCCAGACCUUCCUCUGGGGAGGGCAUAAGGAAGUUUGUUACAAACAUCUGAAUGGUUGAUAGGUAACUCAGCAGUAGAGCAUUUGCUUUGCAUGCAAAAGCUCCUGGGUAUCUUCAGGCAGGGCUGGGAAAGACUCCCUGCCUGAAACCCUGGAGAGCCUCUGCCAGUCAGUGUAGGCAAUAUUGAGCUAGAUGGCCCAAUGCGCUGACUCGGUUUAAUGCAGCUUCCUCUGUAGGCAUGCUUCAUAAUAAAGGUAUCAUUGUUCUCUUUUUGUUCUGCCUUUCUCAAAUGACGGCACGCAUAAUUUCUGUCUUUUAUCCUAAGGUAGGCUAGGUUGAGAGAUGGUGACUGGCCCAGAGUCAUUCAGUCCAUUGCCAGAAAUUUGAACUUGGAUCUCUCCGGAAUAAGCCUGACACUAGCUGCCAUUACACCACACAUUCUGCAUCUUGCAGAUCACAUACACCCCUGUUUUGCCCUUGUAUAUGUAAUAUCUGUGUAUUGGCAUUACUUUUAUUUCUUACAGCUUGCAAACAUUCUUCUUUUCUCCAUGAAUGCAACAGUGAGCAACCUCGAUUUGAUCUUGGUGGGGCUUCCAGGGGCCAAAUAAAAUUGCCUGAUGGUUGGCUGGGCUGAAUCUGCUCAAAGGCUCUAGUUGCCUACUUACCACCCCAUUCAAGGAUAAGGUCUCAAACCUGAGAAGAGGCAGGAACCUUUUUGUGUCAGAAACCAGAUCUGCUGACUGUACAUAUGGUACUGAGCUACAUGGAGGCUCAUUCUAGUCAUGGUAGGUGGAAGCAUUUUGACAUAGGAAGUGCUGGAAGAUUAUGCCAGAUCCUGCUCAGUGAAAGAAGUGAGGGAUAACUGUUGCUUCCUUGGAAUAUGGCAGAGCACAUGCCGUGCAUGAAGAAAGUCCCAAGUUCAUUCAGAAUACAAAUCAGAGUUAUUUCCGGACUAGUUUGCUGAGCAUACAUCCUGGUUUGCUUGCACAAAGGAAGUGGGAAGGUUUGAUGAUGUUUGGAAUUUAUUGAGCGGUUUCUAGAGUGUUUCCCCAUCACUUUCCUUAUUGCAAAAAAAAAGGAGUGAGAACAAGUCCAAUAUGCGGGAAGGGGUGGGAAUGUGUUGGACCACCCUGCCCCAGAAGUACCCCAGGGAGCAGGAGAAAGGAAAGGCACCACCUGGGCAGCUUUUGCUACUCAGACUAAAAAAUACCAUGCUAAAUGGACAAAUUGCCUGACUUCAUUUAAGGCAUUUUCCUCUGCACCAUAGUUCUCACUUUUAAUAUACGUGAUCCAUUCAUUUCAGAGAGAGACAGACCUCUCAAGCAUUUCCAUAACUUUAAAUGAAAACCAUGCCUGUAACAAAGCCAGGAUUUACAACCCCCCUCCCUUCUCCAGGAAAGAUCUUUUGUCAGUUUCUAAUGCUUUAUUCUGUAUGUAGUUCAAGAACUCAGAGCUGCUUUCUCUGCUUUUUGUUAGUCUCU
Messenger RNA from Zootoca vivipara (common lizard), 4118 nucleotides. RefSeq names its product transmembrane protein 100-like. Lineage: Eukaryota; Metazoa; Chordata; Lepidosauria; Squamata; Lacertidae. Gene Ontology annotation, biological process: cellular response to BMP stimulus. The record is from RefSeq and is a predicted model, not a curated record. Gene Ontology annotation, cellular component: plasma membrane.